Messenger RNA from Cydia pomonella (codling moth), 3335 nucleotides. RefSeq lists its product as uncharacterized. The annotation marks the transcript as partial. The transcript has 20 exons. The record is from RefSeq and is a predicted model, not a curated record. Gene Ontology annotation, molecular function: monooxygenase activity; iron ion binding; heme binding. NCBI's taxonomy places the organism in Eukaryota, Metazoa, Arthropoda, Insecta, Lepidoptera, Tortricidae.
UUAUUUGAAAACAAAUGGACUUUACAGAGGAAAAUACGAAGAUACUUGGAGUUGGCUUCUCUAGUGCCCACAUUUAAAGGCCACUUACCAUUGAUCGGACAUUUGCAUAAAGUUAUUGGAGGAAGUGAACGAUUCUGGGAAGACGUUAAAGAAGCCAGCGAUGCCGCUGAGAAAUCUGGAGGCAUCACAACUCUGUGGGUUGGACCCAAAGCCAUAUUCUUUAUAAACGAUCCGGAUGAUGCGUUCACCGUGCUCAACUCGUGUUUAAGGAAAAGUUACUUUUAUAACGUAGUUUUCGGCUGGUUCGGCGAUGGCUUGCUCACUUCCGAUGUGCCAAAGUGGAAGCGUAACCGGAAGUUGCUGAAUCCUACGUUCAGUCAGCAUGUUCUGGACGGGUUCCUGGAUGUCUUCAACCGGCAGGCGGCGCUGCUGGCGCAGACCAUGGAGCCGAAGGUUGGGACCGGCGAGUUUGAUCCUACGGAGCUUUUCCUCGAGGCCACUCUUGAGGCCGUUUGUCAAACCGCUGUCGGUAUUUCUCUGGACGACCAAUCAGUCAUCGACAGUGAAUACAAGAAAGCCAUUGCAGUCGCCUUCGAGGGUUCCGCUCAGCGGUUAGGAAAGUUCUGGCUCCACCCUGACUUCCUCUAUCACUUUUCUGGACUUCGGAAACACAUUGACGAAGCGGUGGCUGUCAUUCGCAAUAUGUCCCAAACCGUGUUUAACAAAAGACGAGCUGAAAGACAACAAACUAAGCUUGCCACAACGUCAUCACGUCGCUUCUUGGCGUUCCUUGACCUUCUUCUGGACCUGGGGGAUGAGGGAUCGUUCGCGGACGAGCAGAUCUUGCGGGAGCUGGACGUCUUCAUCGCAGCCGGUUUAGAAACCUCGGCACGGGCGCUCGUCUCCAUUAUGGUGUAUCUAGGGACAUAUACGGAUGUACAAGAGAAAAUAUAUCAGGAGAUAACCUCCGUUCUGGGCCCAAGUUCGUAUUUAGGCAAAGAAGAUAUGCCAAGACUCGUGUACACGGAGGCCGUAAUAAAGGAAGCGCUUCGCCUCAGCCCGGUUAUACCAGUCAUUGGACGGGAAGUGGACAAAGACAUCAAACUUAAGAAUUAUACGCUACCAGCAGGCAGCGAUUGCGCGGUGGUGUUCUGGGGUAUCCACCGGCUGCCGAUCUGGGGCCCGGACCGUCUGCAGUUCAGGCCCGAGCGGUGGCUGGACCCCUCCAGGGUUCCAAAUAGCCCCGGCGCAUUCUGCGGCUUUAGUCUGGGAAGGAGGAACUGCAUAGGGAAACCUUAUGCAUAUAUGGUUGUGAAGACAAUGCUGGUGCACUUGGUGCGUAAGUACCGAGUCUCGGCUGACUACAGCAAAGUGAAACUGAAGUUUGAUCUGGUACUCAAGUACGUGGAGGGACAACAUAUCUCUUUACAAAUGAGGGAAGCCAAGCUCAGUUAUAAUAAUGUCGUCCAUAACGCUACUUGUGAUUCUCCUUACGUGCUGUCUAUUAUCUUUGUUCUACAAUUCUGGGAGAAUGGUAAGGAAGUCAGCGAGGCCGCUGAAAAAGCCGGAGGCGUCAUAACUCUGUGGGCUGGCCCCAGGGUCAUAUUCGCAAACGCAAGAGUUAAAAGCGAUAAAAAAGCUUGUAGACGGUCUUUCCUUAUAGACAGCCUUCUCCACAUUGAUCUUAAACCUGUUGAAAGUAUCAUUUUAAUUAAAAGCGCUUUUAUUUCAGCUAUUAACGACCCAGACGACGCAUUCACCGUGCUAAAUUCGUGUUUGGAAAAAAGUUACUUCUACAGGUUGGGGUCCAGCUGGGUUGGCUACGGAUUGCUUACUUCUAAUGUGCCGACGUGGAAACGUCACCGAAAGCUGUUGAACCCGACCUUCAGCCAGCAUGUGCUGGAUGGCUUCCUGGACGUCUUCAACCGGCAGGCGGCGUUGCUAGUGCGGGAUAUGGAACCGAAGGUCGGGAAAGGAGAGUUCAUUCCUACGAAUUAUAUUACGGAGAGGACCCUCGAGGCUGUUUGUCGUAAGUGUCCAUCCUCCUUGAUACUCCAUCUAGGGGGUCAUGACCUAUUAGGGCAUCAGUUUCUUCGGUGCUAUGUUCCACCAUCUGCUCCGGUUAUCAACAUCAUGAAUCGCUUGGGUAACUUUAAUGUUGAGUGUGGUACGGAACCUUUUGGAAAAACCGUGAUCGGCAUCUCCCUGGACGACCGCUCAAUCAUCAACAAAGAAUACAAGAGAGCGAUUGAAGACGGCUUAUACGUCAUCGCUGAGCGGUUGGCCAGCUUUUGGCUCCAUUCCGAAAUCUGCUACCGGUUCUCUGGACUUCGUAAAAUCAUGGACAAAGCUAUGCUUCGCGUCCAUAACAUGUCCAAAACGAUGCUAAACAAGCGAAGAUCUGAAAGACUGGAAGCUAGGCAUGCCAAUACAACAUCAAGCCGAUUCAUCGCGUUCUUGGACCUUCUGCUGGAUCUGGCAGAAGACGGGUCGUUCACCGACGAGCAGAUCCAAGAGGAGCUGGACACGCUCAUCGCAGCAGGAUAUGACACCUCGUCACGAGCGCUCUUGUCCACUCUGGUGCUCGUGGGUACAUAUCAGGAGGUGCAAGAAAAAAUGUACCAGGAGAUAAUGUCAGUCCUUGGCUCCAGUGUAGAUUUGGGCAAAGAAGACAUGCCAAGACUAGUGUACACGGAGGCGGUCAUCAAGGAGGUGCUCCGACUUAGCCCGGUGGCUCCUUUUAUCGCCCGAGAGGUCGAGAAGGAAGUUAAACUAAAAAAUUACACCAUCCCAGCUGGCAGCGAAUGCGGCGUAACGUUCUGGGGUAUCCACCGGCUGCCUAUCUGGGGUCCAGAUCGCCUUGAAUUCAGGCCAGAGCGAUGGUUGGACCCCUCAACCCUGCCUCAGAGUCCUGGCGCCUUCUGCGGAUUUAGCCUUGGGAGGAGGAACUGCAUAGGAAAGACCUACGCAAUGAUGUCAAUGAAGACGACAUUGGUGCACCUGAUACGAAAAUAUCGGGUUACGGCUAACUACAGCAAAGUGAAGCUCAAGUUCGCCGUGCUGCUCGAAUACGCGGCGGGGCACGAGAUAUCUUUGGAAUUGAGAGAGUAGUCAGAAAGGGACAUCACCAUCGUCUUCUGUCGUUCUCGUAUUAUUUGUGGGGGUCGCUAUUUAAAAUUCAAACGUGCACUAAAAUAUAAUUUACAUUUAUAAGUACAGCAGCCGAUAUCGUUUAUCUAUGAUGUAAUUUUUAAAUAUUUCUUUCGAUUACAUUGUGUUGUUUACAAUGACAGGUUUAGACAGAAGUAUAAAUGAAAUAAAGUUUUUUUAUUGAA